GGACCUUUCUUCCUUGAUCCCAGGGUGGAGUCAAAAUGAAUCUAACAGACAACAUCCCUCAUGUCACUGCCAACUUCUCAUUCAAAGAGGUACUGGGGGUGGCAGGUGGAGUUAUAAUUAUAGCUUAGAAAAAAGCAGCAUCAGCAGCUGUCACUUCUGUUUGUUCCUGGCUGUAACUGUCAUCAGUGGGUAAAUUGGCAUAAACAGGCCUCCACAAGUGGAAAAACACUUAACCCCUGUACUUGUCACACUCUGGGUCCUCUCAGUGGCCAGAGAACAGAAAGAAAAUCUGACUGUGGAUGGGCAAAGGGUGACACCGGGAGCGCAGCACCAGCCUGAAGGCGCCUCUUCAGGGGGAGCCCGAAAUUUGAAGAUUAUCUUUCCUGGUGGAGACUCCAAACCAAAUAAAUAGGUUACUCUUCAAGUGGAGAGGCAGCAUCUACAAACUACUGUACAGGGAAUUUAUUGUCUUUGCUGUUCUUUACACAGCAAUAAGUUUGGUGUACAGGUACUUUUCUUUGCAUGUCUUCUUAAAUGGCAAUCAAAUAUUGUAUAAAAAUACAGUGUCAAAAAUCUGAACCCUUUUAUUGCCACUGACUCUGCAUUAUACAACUUCUUUUUUUCAUGAGCCUCUCUUUUGUCUUCUUCCCUUCAGGACAGAUUUUAAUCCACAGUUAACCAUUGUUAGGAUGUAAAAUAGACUCUUACUGUAAGAUUCAGGUAGCCUUCAUGCCAGCCCCAGCUGUGCUUCAAGACUGUUGCAAUAGGCAUAAAAUGGAAGGAUUCUCCUUAGAUCCUUACUACAUAAAGAUUUUUGAAUGGGCAGAGUCCACAGGCAAAUAAUUAUUGGUGCUUCUAUCCACUUGUCAUUCAUAGUUUGUGAUUUGACAACUUAUAGCCAGUACUUAUAUAAUGAACAUGGUCAUGAUUGGUGUAUUUCAGGUGAAAGCUUUCCUUCCUUUUGCCUGGAAUGAAAAUAUCUUACCCAGGAUGAUGCCUGCCACCCUUAACAGUACCUCAACUAAAGGAAAUUCCUGUAGACUAAUUUAUUUUCUUUAUAUCUUCUGAGUUGAGGGCAUGUUAUGUUCAGGAAAAGAGGUGCUUAUUCUUUAUAACAUCACAACAUAUGCCUGUCAAAUUGGCAGGAAAUGUGAGCAAUAUCAAGUCCAAGAAAUAGUUUAAUGAUGAAAAAUUAUAGUGUUAAUAAAAUUCUAUUGGUAUGAUAAAAGGAGAGCUUUAUGAGCUUUUAAAGCUUUUUUAAUUAAAAUUUAAUGCAUAAAUUUAUUCUCUGGAGGACGCUAAAACUUAAAACAGGAAAACUAAAGGUUUUUGAGACUGUAUUUCCUUUUUCUACAUACGUAAGUUUGUUAUUUUUCUUCUGCAUAUAGAUAAACAAAAUUGUGUUGUAUUGCUCUCACAUUCUUCCUUGUAGCCAUAGGAUCUCCUUUGGUAAAAAAGGAUACUAAUUGAGUUGACUGACAAUUAUUAAAAUAAAAUAGGUAGAGCUAUUUUUCUGUGCAUCAAAACAACCCUUCUGAGCAAUUGUACACAUUGGUAUAUAUUUUGACAAAAUAUUUUUAGAGGGAAAAUCUUAUUAAAAACCUCUCAUAAUUUUUCAGACAUAUCAUAUAAUAUGAUAUUAUUUUGGCAAUUUAGGUAUGUAUCACCUAAGCCUUCAGAAUAUGAAAUGAUGGAAGAUACAAUGGUGUUUCAUGAUAAUUAUCUCAUUAGUUCAUUUUUACUCAUGCAAAUGUAUUGCAGCUAUUGCUGCUAAAAAUAGAAUAGAAUAGCCCUUAGCACAGUUGCAAUGUAGCUAGAAAUGCUCCUUUGGGCCUCAACUUUUGUUCCAAUAUCAUACUUAUACCCCCCAAAAUUUUAUGCAUAUAUUUCUUCUAAAGCAAAGAGUGCUUACAUUUAUUUCAAAAAUUAUCAGUUCAAGUCAUCCUUAAUUUUCUAAAGUUCAAUUGUAACACCUUAUUAAAAUAGAUCUUUAUAUCCUAAUCAAAGGUAUACCAAGGGCUAUAGGAUGAGUUUCUCAAGGAAGUCAAACGUAUCUGUAGAUAAAUACAGACGUAGUUUUAUUCUCUGUCUUUAUUAGCUCUAUUAUAAGUAAAUAAUUAUUCUUAACAAAAAUUAUAAGGAGGAACCAGAUUCAUUAAUUUGAUUACAUUUCUAUUUUUGGAGGAAUUUGACAAAAUAAUUUUUGAAAUACUUUCUAGCUAUUAAAAUUUCUACGUCUAUUAGCCAAAGAUGUUUUCUUUGCCCAAUUAUUUAUACCAACCAUUUCAUUAUUAACUAAGUAUGAGACAAUUUGUUAAGUGGUUUUACACACACACACACACACACACACACACACACACACAUACACACACAUUAUGUUAUUUAAUCUUUGUAAUACCCCAUAUAGAUUUUCUACCCCUACUUACAGAUGAGAAAACUGAGACUCAGAGACAUUUAAAAAUAUUCUCAAAAUCCAAAUUUGUGUCAGACCUGGGAUUAAAAUCUGGCUUUGUCUGAUCUUGAAAAAAGUCCAUGCUUUCCACAUUUAAAGGCUCUUUGACCAUUUCUAUUUGAACAUCAGAAACCAUUCUGGCCGUAGUUUGUCAUCAGCAUUACCCUGAUAGACCUCUACAAUAACCUGGUACCUCUCCUGUCAGCUUUCCCUGACUUCAGUAAUUCUAAUACCUCUUCCAAAGCUGAGGCAGGAACUCCAAGCUCACCCUGUACCCCACAUACCUUCUUUGUCAGGACCAGCUCCCAACAGCUCUUUAUCUGCAAUCCAAUUGGUUGCUUACUGUUAUCUCAUUAUCCCUUUGCUUCCUUUAUGAAAGUUCUAUGGACCCAAAUGAGCCUUUGGUGCUUGUUAUAAUGGACCUUUCCUUGGGUUCCUUCUUCCUUUGAAACAGUUACACUCAUCAAUUUAUUUGAAUUCAUCUGUUUGGCUUUCCUUCCUAUAUUUUUGUCAUUAUUAUUAGUUUGCCAUAAAACAUUUCUUCAGACUCUGAAUCUCUUCUCUAUAAUCAAUAAUGUUCUCAUUAAAUGCACUUAUGUUUAAUGAUACCAGAAAAUGGGCUUUGGGGGCAGGUUGGGUUAGAUCUAUAAUACAAAUUUUGAGAGAGUGACUAAAUUUAAUAAUGAAAGUUUUCAUUUUUCACUGUUAAAUUUGUUUUAGACUUCGAACAAUUCUGGGCUUUAAAAUGAGGUAUAGUAUCCCUUGAAGCAUAACACAUGAUAAUCAAGAAUGUGCUAAGUAGCACAUUCAGGAGGAAGAUCAAGGUGUCAAAUUGAGGGUUAUUAUUUAAUAAUUACUUAAUACCGUUAAUUCAUAAUAAUACACUCUUUUAAAGGUAUUCCUGAUGAAUAAUUCAAAAAUGAACUAUUUUGUAACUUACCUUGCUCUAAGUCCAAUGAAUCAAUUAUAUAAAACUUUUAAAAUAUAAAGUUUUUAAAAUAAAAUAAUGAUUAAUGAAUCCCACUAUUUAAUGGCCAAUCACAUUUACAAGAUGUUAGCACUUCAAACAUUAAGCAAUUUAAAAGCUUUUGAGACACGUCAGCUUAAGAAAAUAAAAAUUAUUGCUCCUUCAAAAAUAAAACAGAUUAUUUGUGCUUAAUCGUUUGCACUUGAUGUCACUUGCAAAGCAGGUGCAGAAGUAUAAUAUCAUAAAGGGCUGUGCAUUUUAUUUUUGCUCCAGAUUGUUACUUACAGGAGCCCAAAAACGUUACUUUGAAAAAUUAUCAAUUUACUGUGACAGAUAUGCUGAACAAAUUCCAGUAACCUUUGUGCUUGGGUUUUAUGUUACUCUGGUAGUGAACCGAUGGUGGAACCAGUUUGUGAAUCUGCCCUGGCCAGACAGGCUGAUGUUCCUCAUCUCCAGCAGUGUUCACGGAAGGGACGAGCACGGGCGCCUGCUGAGAAGGACGCUGAUGCGCUAUGUCAAUCUCACCUCCCUGCUCAUCUUCCGCUCGGUGAGCACUGCUGUGUACAAAAGGUUUCCCACAAUGGACCACGUGGUUGAAGCAGGUUUUAUGACAGCAGAUGAAAGGAAAUUAUUCAACCACCUCAAAUCUCCUCAUCUGAAAUAUUGGGUUCCAUUCAUCUGGUUUGGAAAUCUUGCAACUAAAGCCCGGAAUGAAGGUAGAAUCAGAGACAGUGUUGAUCUGCAAUCAUUGAUGACUGAAAUGAAUCGAUUCCGCUCUUGGUGCAGCCUCUUAUUCGGUUAUGACUGGGUUGGGAUUCCACUGGUUUACACCCAGGUUGUCACUCUUGCUGUCUAUACCUUCUUCUUUACGUGCCUGAUUGGACGCCAGUUUUUGGAUCCCACCAAAGGCUACGCAGGGCAUGACUUGGAUCUUUACAUUCCAAUCUUCACCCUCCUACAAUUCUUCUUCUAUGCAGGAUGGCUCAAGGUAGCUGAGCAGCUUAUCAACCCUUUUGGAGAAGAUGAUGAUGAUUUUGAAACUAAUUGGUGCAUUGACAGAAAUUUGCAGGUCUCUCUUUUAGCUGUGGAUGAAAUGCACAUGAGCUUACCCAAGAUGAAGAAGGACAUUUACUGGGACGAUUCUGCGGCUCGCCCACCAUACACAUUGGCAGCUGCUGACUACUGCAUUCCCUCAUUUCUGGGGUCAACAGUCCAGAUGGGGCUGUCUGGGUCCGAUUUUCCUGAUGAGGAGUGGCUGUGGGAUUAUGAGAAGCAUGGCCAUCGGCAUUCCAUGAUAAGAAGAGUCAAGCGGUUCCUGAGUGCCCACGAACACCCCUCCAGCCCCAGAAGAAGAAGCUAUGGGAGGCAGACGAGUGACAGUUCCAUGUUCUUACCCCGAGAUGACCUCAGCCCAGCCAGGGAUCUACUGGAUGUGCCCUCAAGAAAUCCCCACAGGACCUCACCCACCUGGAAGAAAUCCUACUUCCCAGAAGGAAGCCCCACGCUGCACUCCAGCAUAGGAGAGCUGUCCACCAUCAGGGAGACCAGCCAGACAAGCACUUUACAGAGCCUGACCCCACAGUCCAGUGUGAGAACCUCCCCCAUCAAAAUGCCCACGGUGCCUGAGGUAUUGGUCACAGCGGCCGAAGCACUAGGGUCCGCAUCAGACGGCUACCACCAUGACUCCGCUACAUCCAUCUUGAGCUCUGAGUUUACAGGGGUUGAGCCAAGCAAGACUGAGCAGCAGCAGGGCCCAGUGAGAUCCAUCCUGUCCCCUUUAGAGAAGGGGACACCUCCUAGAGGCCCCAGUCCCCAGACUGUUUCAGCCAGCACUGAGGGAAACAUAUUCAAGUGUGAAGGAGACCCUGGUGAUACCUUUCUAAAAAGGUGGAGCCUUCCGGAAUUCCUGGAGUCCAGCCACACCUCCCUGGGAAACCUAAGUCCAGACCCCACGAGCUCUCAGCCAGCUCUUUUAGUUGACACAGAAACAUCCUCAGAGAUCAGUGGGAUCAACAUUGUGGUGGGCUCUCGAGUCUCUCCUGAUAUGCUGUAUUUAAUGGAAAACCUGGACACCAAGGAAACAGAUAUCAUAGAGCUGAACAACAAGGAAACUGAGGAACCACCCAAAUGAGUGUCACAAAGUUCUAGGACCUGGUUCUAGCCUAGAUUCUUAUCUCCACAAAAGCAGCAUUAAUCCCAGGACAUACCUGAAGGCUGGUCAACGUUUCUAAAACAUGAUCAUACUGUAUAAGCUACUGAGAACUCUGAAGGGCAUUAUGAUCCUGACUUUUCAAGAACUGCAAAAAAUCAAACACAUUCGCGUCAUCCAUCACAACAUGGCUUUCAUCAGAAGUUACACAAACCGCAAUGACUUAAUCAAAUAAGUCUUAACCAAAUAAGGAAUCUGGAAAAUAUACAUGACUUAUAAAUUCAUAGAUUAUUAGCUGUGAAAGAGUCUCAUAGACCAUAGUCCAAUCCCCUAGACCUAAAGGUCCAGACACACAGGAUUCUCUAUUUCUCUUCUUUUUCUUUUUCUUUAGCCAUAAAGAAAGGAGACAGAUCAAAAAAAAAAAAAAAAGAAAGAAAGAAAGGAGAUACAUCACAUAAAUCACAUAAUGGCUGAAACACCCCCUCUUCCUUUUUUGUUUGAGGUUUUCUAACCUUCUCAUUCCUACUCUCUAUAACUAUUAUUAUCAUUAUCAUUUCCCAAUUUUUAAGCUUUAUCAGCACCAGAACAUUUCAUUCUCUUCAAUUUCCUUUUCUACUUUUCUUUCUUUCCCCUUUUUUCUGUCAUCCAUUUUUUCUUUUCCCUUCUAUCUGGUUGUGCUUCUUUUCUAGUGACUCUAAUCUGUCCCAUUUUUCAGGUUAGAAUAUUUCUUCUUGCCAAAUCUGUUGCUUACAUCUUGCCAUGAAUUUCAAAAUAUAAGACACUGGCAAAGCCUCCUACAGAAUCAUCAAAGUGUCAACAAAGCCAACCUGAUACCCUUCCAGCCUCACUUCCCGUGGAAGGCAUAUAGGAGUGAUGGUUCUCCCCAUGCCCUUCCAGCCACUGCCAUUUCUUUCUGCUUCCACUCUUUGGUCUUGGGCACUGAGAAAAAGGAAGCCAAGAGAAUAUGAAACUUACAUAGCCAAAUGCUAUGGAACCAAUGAAUAAGAUGGCUCGCACCUGUUUAACUCGAACUCUUAUGCAAAAAUCCCAAUCAUGUUGCAACAUGGGACCAGUUACUGUGUCUAUCAGGUCAUUUGGGAAUGAGAUAGGAUACUGGAGCUGGGUGGCUAAUGGGGUACAGGGCUGCAUAAUGGGGAUCAGAUGUUGGCUAACUCCUCCCAGGGAGCUCACGGGACAGCUGUUUGUCAUGGGCUCCCAAGUGCCUAGAGGGCCAUGCCUUAGGAUUGCUGCCCUUACCAUUUGUCAUAUGAUGACACUUAACUACAUAUGGCUUUAGAAAUAAAAGAACCCUCAUAACCACCA
Messenger RNA from Sapajus apella (tufted capuchin), 6891 nucleotides. It is a transcript of the gene BEST3, whose product is annotated as bestrophin 3. The record is from RefSeq and is a predicted model, not a curated record. NCBI's taxonomy places the organism in Eukaryota, Metazoa, Chordata, Mammalia, Primates, Cebidae. Gene Ontology annotation, molecular function: chloride channel activity. The coding region runs from base 3625 to 5550 and encodes 641 amino acids. The transcript has 9 exons.